AUGGCCACCCCUAAGCUGGACGCCGGCCCGCUGUACGGCUUCGCCAUCAGCGGCAUCCUCCUCCCCGAGAAGUCGACCAUUCACCAGUGUUCGCUCUUCAUCAGCGAGUUCCUCUCCCACGGCCGCAACAAUGAGCUCUUCCACAAGGCCAUCGCCGAGCGCUUCGACCUGCUGGUGACGCAGAUCUUCGCCGUCAUCGGCGGCACCUACGGCUCGCCCAGCUUCGCCGUCGACUACAUGGUGGACAUCAUCAUGGCGCUCAACUCCAAGUACUCGGACAGCUUUGCGCGGGCGCUCAACGCCGUCGUCGAGGCGGAGGCCUUUCCCAGCGCCUGUGUCAGCCGCGAGCACAAGGUCGCCUUUGUGAAGACCAUUCUCUCGCUGCGGAAUAACAAGCGCAAGAUGAAGGACAUCGUCAAGGAGUUUAGCUCGAGUAUGGUUCAAACAAAGAAGGCAUCAUCUGAGGCCAGAAAAAAGGCCAAAGCAAAGCCAGCGACUUCAGUCAGCGAAGAAUCUGCAAAUCAACUAGCAGUGAGCCAGCUCACGCAGCGGUUUGACUCGCUCUGCGCCAGCUAUGAUCAGUUUAUAAUUCCUAAUGAGGAGAAGUCAGAGGAGUUUAAAGAGCUGACCAAGUCGCUUUACGAGUUUGGCCAAAAUGCCGCUAAAGCCUCGGACUCGUUAUUGUCUUUUUCAAAGUCUUCACAAACAUCAUUCAAACCACUGAAGAGCCUUUUCGUGAAAGGCUUCGAUAAUGAACAAAUAUGGCAACAGCUGAACGUCUUUAACAGUCCCUUCAUCGACAGUUCAGUGAAUGAAAUAUCUUCUCUUGCAUCGAAGCGAGCCGUGUUCACUCUCAACAUUGAAACAAAAUCUAAAUCAAAGAGUCCCGUCGUGACUCAGGAAGAGGCGGUAAAGAGCAUUCUUAAGGCCAGUAAUACCAAAGAACCUGCAGAGAAGAAGGAACAACAAAAAGUAAACGGCAGAAAGGUCAAAUUUAGCCUCUCUGACGAUGGUGACGAAUCAGCUGGAGAUGGUGAUCAGGAGAGAAAUUCACAUCAGGCAGUGGACUUUUUCAAUAAAGAUGAAAUGGAAGCAUUUCUUGACGCUGAGGACCGCAAGGCGAUGGAUGAUGAUCCUGACAAAAAGAAAGACGAUGACGAUGAUGACAUUGACUACUUUGCGGACAUUCCCUCUGACAGCGACGAAGAGGAUGGGGAGAAUGAGGAACGGGGCAUGUACUCCAGCUUCUUCGACGAACCUAGUGAAAAAGCCUUGAAGAAGAAAAAGAAAGACGACAUAAGAUUCGGAAGCGAUGAUGAUGAUGAUGAUGAUGAUGAUGACGAUGAUGAGGAGGAGGGCGAUUUUGACGACGAGGAGCUGGAAGAAGGUGCUGGUGACGAUGACGAGGAGGAACUCGAUACGAGAGACUUUGACGACGAAGACCUGGCCGACGACGACGACGAUGUCGAAAUGAGCAAUCACAUCCUCGGCGCUGCGUCCGAUUCCGAUGAAGAUGAGGAGGGGUCUUCAGCGAACAACAAGGACGACCCGAUCACGCGCAAGCUGCGGGCGCUGGCCAAUGAGGACCUGAACUCGGACCGCCUCGAUGCGGACGACCUGCAGAGCAAGUCGGAGUUUGAGCGCAGUCAGCUGCUGCUGAAGCGGCGCAUUCAGAAGGCCGAACGGGAGCUACUCCAUCCGUCCAAUCUGCACUGGCAGCUGGCGGGUGAGACCACCGGCGACGUCCGCCCGGAGAACAGUCUGCUGGAGGAGCACCUGCAGUUUGACCACGUCUCGAAGCCGGCGCCGCUCAUCACCGACCAGACGACGCUCAGUCUGGAGGGGCUGAUCAAGCAGCGCAUCAAGGACGGCGCCUUCGACGACGUCGAGCGGAAGGAGAAGCCCACGGAGCAGCCGUUUGAGUUUCGCCGGCGCAUCCUCCUCGAGUCGGAGAAGAGCAAGGUCGGCCUGGCGGAGGUCUACGAGGCGGAGUACCUCAAGAAGCAGCAGCAACUGAAGGAGCAACAGGAGGGCGGCUCGCUCGGCUUUGCCGCCGCCGGUGAGCAGGAGGAGACGGAGACGCGAAAGGAGGUCCGGCGAAUGAUGCGCGGCCUCUUUCGCAAACUGGACGCCCUGUCGGCCUUCCACUACACGCCCCGUCCGCCCGAGGCCGAGGUGAAGAUCAUCAACAAUCUGCCGGCGAUCACCGUGGAGGAGGUUACCCCGGACACGGUCAGCGACAUGAAACUGCUCGCGCCGGAGGAGGUCUUUAGCACGCGCGGCAAAAAGGUGCUCCAGGCGCCCGGAGAGCGGUCGGCCACUGAUCGCAAGCGGGCCCGUCGGCUGAAGAAAAAGAAGCAAUCGGUGAAGCAGACGAUGCUGGAGCAGAAGGCGAAGCUGAAGCAAGUUGGAAAGGCCAACAAGGCGGAGAUUGAGCUGCUGAAGACGGCGGCGAAGAAGGGCUCUAAAAAGGGAGCAGCCGAGGCGAAUGGCGGCACCUUUGACAAGAAGGCCCUCUCCUCGUCUACCAAGUUCUUUGAACGUCUGCAGGAGUCCAAGGAGACGGGCAAGGUGGUGAAGCGUAAGAAGGCNAGAAGCAAUCGGUGA
Messenger RNA from Rhagoletis zephyria (snowberry fruit fly), 2607 nucleotides. The record is from RefSeq and is a predicted model, not a curated record. NCBI's taxonomy places the organism in Eukaryota, Metazoa, Arthropoda, Insecta, Diptera, Tephritidae.